Molecule: messenger RNA, 7196 nt
Organism: Cygnus atratus (black swan)
Lineage: Eukaryota; Metazoa; Chordata; Aves; Anseriformes; Anatidae
Gene: LARGE1
Product: LARGE xylosyl- and glucuronyltransferase 1
Exons: 16
Coding region: 494-2764 (756 amino acids)
Biological process (GO): protein O-linked glycosylation via mannose
Molecular function (GO): glucuronosyltransferase activity; xylosyltransferase activity
Source: RefSeq, a predicted model, not a curated record
GGGAGAGGGGCGGGGAAGGCGAGCGGGACGGCCGGCCGGGGCCGGGCUGCGCCUCGGGACAGCAGCGGGGAGCGGGCAGGCCCCGAAGAGAGAAAGAGAGCCGGGCGGAGGAGGCGCAUCCCGGGGAGAGCGGGGUCCUCCCCGCCGCCCUCCUCCUCCUCAUCCCCAUCCCGCGGAGAGUGGAGCCGCCGGUGCCGCCCCGGCUGGGACCCGCCGGCUGACACCCCUCCGGGGACCGAGCCGGAGCUGCCCGCCCCCCCGGAGCGAAGGAGGCAGAAGAACCGCUUGGCUGCCCGGGCAGGGGGGCGCUGGGCGGCCCGCCGCCGCCCGGGAAGGCAUCCUGUGACGGCCCCUGAUCAGCAAGUCAUGUAGAAGCCGCAGGAACUGCAGUUUCUGAUGGAUAAUCGGAUUGGGAGUAAUAUGUGGGAGGCUGUGGACUAUUUGCUUCCGACAUAGGAACGGCACUGGGUUGGGAAUCUGCACUCCUGAGAGAAUGCUGGGAAUCUGCAGAGGGCGACGGAAAUUCCUGGCUGCCUCUCUGACUGUCCUCUUCGUGCCAGCCAUAACGUGGAUUUAUCUGUUUGCUGGGAGUUUUGAAGAUGGGAAGCCAGUGUCGCUGUCUCCACUUGAGUCCCAGCCCCACAGUCCUCGUUACACGGCCUCAAGCCAGAGGGACCGCGAGAGCCUGGAGGUCCGCAUGCGGGAGGUGGAGGAGGAGAACCGCGCGCUGCGCAAGCAGCUCAGCCUGGCGCAGAGCCGCGGCCCCUCGCACCACCGCGGCAAUCACUCCAAGACCUACUCCAUGGAAGAGGGCACAGGCGACAGCGAGAGCCUGCGGGCUGGCAUUGUGGCGGGGAACAGCUCGGAGUGCGGGCAGCAACCAGCAGUGGAAAAAUGCGAGACUAUCCACGUCGCCAUUGUUUGUGCAGGGUAUAAUGCCAGUCGGGAUGUUGUCACACUCGUCAAGUCCGUGUUAUUUCACAGGCGAAACCCACUCCACUUUCACCUCAUCGCAGAUGCAAUUGCCAAACAGAUCCUCGCAACUCUGUUCCAGACGUGGAUGGUCCCUGCUGUGCGCAUAGACUUCUAUGAUGCAGAUGAGCUCAAGUCGGAAGUGUCAUGGAUCCCCAACAAACACUACUCUGGGAUUUAUGGGCUGAUGAAGUUGGUUCUAACGAAGACUCUACCUUCCAAUCUUGAGAGAGUCAUUGUCCUUGACACAGACAUAACAUUUGCCACUGACAUCGCUGAGCUAUGGGCCGUCUUCCACAAGUUCAAAGGGCAGCAGGUUCUUGGCUUGGUGGAGAACCAGAGUGACUGGUAUUUGGGUAACCUCUGGAAGAAUCAUCGGCCCUGGCCAGCACUUGGGAGGGGCUACAACACAGGGGUUAUCUUGCUGCUUCUCGAUAAGUUACGGAAGAUGAAAUGGGAGCAGAUGUGGAGACUCACAGCCGAGCGGGAGUUAAUGAGCAUGCUGUCCACUUCACUGGCUGACCAGGAUAUCUUCAAUGCAGUCAUCAAGCAAAAUCCCUUCCUUGUCUACCAGCUUCCAUGUUUCUGGAAUGUUCAGCUGUCUGAUCACACUCGUUCUGAGCAGUGCUACAGAGAUGUGUCUGACCUGAAGGUGAUUCACUGGAACUCACCAAAGAAGCUGCGAGUGAAAAACAAGCACGUGGAGUUUUUUCGCAACCUCUACCUGACAUUCCUAGAAUAUGAUGGGAACUUGCUGAGACGGGAACUCUUUGGCUGCCCCAGUGAGGCAGACAUUAACAGUGAAAACCUCCAGAAACAGCUGUCUGAGCUAGACGAGGAUGACUUAUGCUAUGAAUUUCGUCGAGAACGUUUCACCGUCCAUCGCACUCAUUUGUAUUUUCUACAUUACGAAUAUGAACCCGCUUCAGACAACACUGAUGUAACGCUGGUGGCUCAACUUUCAAUGGACAGGCUCCAGAUGCUUGAAGCUAUCUGCAAACACUGGGAAGGUCCAAUCAGCCUGGCACUCUAUCUUUCUGAUGCAGAAGCCCAGCAAUUUCUGCGCUACGCCCAGGGCUCAGAAGUACUAAUGAGCCGCCACAAUGUCGGCUACCAUAUCGUGUACAAGGAAGGCCAGUUCUAUCCUGUGAAUCUGCUAAGGAACGUGGCCAUGAAGCAUAUCAGCACACCGUACAUGUUUCUGUCUGACAUUGACUUCCUGCCCAUGUAUGGACUCUACGAGUACCUCAGGAAGUCCGUCAUCCAGCUAGACCUGGCUAACACCAAGAAAGCUCUGAUUGUACCUGCUUUUGAGACCCUACGCUACCGCCUUUCCUUCCCCAAGUCAAAAGCAGAGCUGCUAUCUAUGUUGGACAUGGGAACCCUCUUUACAUUCAGGUAUCACGUCUGGACAAAAGGGCACGCGCCAACAAACUUUGCCAAGUGGCGAACAGCCACCACCCCCUACCGUGUUGAGUGGGAAGCAGACUUCGAGCCAUACGUUGUUGUGAGGAAGGACUGCCCGGAGUAUGACAGGCGGUUUGUUGGAUUUGGCUGGAACAAAGUGGCUCACAUCAUGGAACUGGAUGCACAGGAGUACGAGUUCACGGUGCUGCCCAACGCCUACAUGAUCCACAUGCCACAUGCCCCCAGCUUUGACAUCACCAAGUUUCGCUCCAACAAGCAAUACCGCAUCUGUCUCAAGACCCUGAAGGAAGAGUUCCAGCAGGACAUGUCGCGUCACUAUGGCUUUGCAGCUCUCAAAUAUCUCACGGCAGAGAACAACAGCUAGCACAGCGGAGCCCAUUUAGAGGAAACAGAGACACUGAAGGGAGGAGCCACUCAACGUUUGAGGCCCGGUCUUCAAACUUUGAACUGAGAAAUACUUUCUGUUUUUAUAUCAUACCUGGCAGUUCUAACAGUAGAAAUUUGAAGUGACAUGUCUUCAGACUGUGCUCAUCAGCCCCUUCCCCAGCCACCCCAGGCCUUUCAGCUUUAGCAUUUGUGAGGUGUCAACAAGAGGGGCCGGCUACGCGCCCACUGUACUACAAGAGGUGGGGACUGGGCAUGGGCUGGGAAUGCACUCUGUUCUCUUAACUGCAGAGCAAAGACAGACCUUCAGAAUAUAGGAUUUCAUGUUGCUAUUUAAUAAUUUGACAUGCUUUUUAUCUGUAAAGGAAGAUCUUCGGGUCGCUGUCCUGUGAAUUUCAAAUCUGCACUACUCUGAAAGGGAACUUUCACCUGUGAACGUUCACAGUGGCCCUCUUAACAUGGAUGACCUUGUAAAUGCAGGAUGAGCCAAAGGUCUGAAUUAGCCUUGAAAUGAAGGGGACACUUGUACAAUACUGCACUCGAGAAGGUGUGUUACAGGUUUAGGUGUGUACAUGAUAUCAGUUGGUCUUUUAUGCUCAAAUUAGUUAAGUUUUAUCAGGAAAAUCCCUUAUGCCCUGCCCUGCCUUUUCCUCAGUCCUAAAUGCUGUUCCUUUCCUUGCCAAGGAAAUGUCUCCAUUGUGUUUCUUUCCCAUCUUCAGUUCUGGUGGUCCAGUACAGAAGAUCAGUAGCUCUGCCCAAAAGUGAACAAAACCUGUCAGUGUAAGGUCUGUUUUCACCAGAGCAACUUGUUCAUAUGUGUCUCGUAAAAUAAAGGGCCUGGUUGUAACUCUUUAUCUUUUUUAGGCAAGAAUUGGAUUUUGCCUAGAAGGCAUGUUGUGCGCGGGGAUAUUGAUUCAUAGACUCAUUUCAGUGCAUGCCUAUCCGUGAAGGCACUGGGCCUGGGGCUUUAAGUGAACUUCUUUGCUGAACAGGGAAUAUAAGCGCGACAACUCGUAGCCUGGGUGCUCUCCUGCUGCCUGCUACAAGGUCUCAGAACUACUUCGUUAAAGGAGUUUAUAAAUAAAAGGAGCAGAACUGUUAGGAAUAAACUCCCCAUUCGAGGGAGAAAAGUUUAUGUUGGGAAUCUGAGUGUGAUUGUUUGCUUGAAUGUGGGCUGGUCAAGUUCACAACUUCAAUACACACAGGAAUAUUCUGGAGGGUGGACAGGAAACUUAAGCAAAACACAGAAAACAAGACACUGGACUUUUUACAGUUUUCUUUAUCUUUCAGUAUUAAUGUUGUGUUUACAUUGGAUGAGGAGCUGAGGUUUAAUGCACUACCCCUUGCAGGGCUAUUUGUAAUUUCUGUUGCAAUGUUAAUAGAGAAAGCAGAAACGAUUCAGUGAGAAAUGUGUCUCUCUCCUUUCCCCAGAUCCCUGUACAACCACAUGUGCCAAUACCACUGCCUGAACUGGAAAAUGGGUCCACAUUGUGUUCUGCUCACUUUGUUCCAUUUUGUUUUUCAGCCACUGGACCUUCUACUUUCUUCCCCACCUCAUCCCCCUAGAGCUUGGUUUUAUUUCUAACCUGACAUUUCGUGAGAGCUUUUUGUUACAGUGGAAACCACACCGUUAAACCAGACAUUUAAACUACAAAUAUCAGUUCAUCAUGCUGUGUAUAUAUAAGAAAAGCCAAAAAAGGCAAGAUCUUUGAGAAGGAAGAAAAAGGGGCGGGAGGCUAUGUGCAAUUACUGAUUUUUCCCCUGGGAGUGUUGGCUGCAUGAGAAUACAUCAGUGCAUAAUUUUCCAAAGUGCUUUUCUUUGGUUCUUAAUGGCUUUAUGUAAAGAUUUACAUAAAAAUCUUUGAAGAGCUGGGAAGAAGUGAAAUGAGUACUCAGUCAGUCUUGGCUAAGAUAUAUUUAAAAAAAAAAAAUCUUAACUCGCCAAGUCCUGUAUUACUCACCAUUAAGGGCCCAGGUCACCAUGCAUACUGAGAAUGAGAACCCUGCAGCACAGAGCCAUGAUGAUUAGCUAAUGUGCAAAAAGUUAUCAAAAGCUGAUCGUAGGAGGGGCUGAACAUUUGUUGUGCCUACAUAAAAUUUCCCAUCAGAGUUUCAGUGUGGCCACGAUUAUGUUUCAUAUACAUUGGAAACUCAUUUCCAGGUGUACAUUUCUUCUUGGCUUAACAAUGUUGCCCAAGGAUGGACUAGGUUGCCUGCAACAGCAUAACCUGUAGCGUGGACUUGUACGUAGUUUGGGUGUGCCAUUAUCAAUGUCAACAUUAUUUUCUCGUUUUCACCAGAGGUCCUGGGAUGCAGCUGGGGGAGAUGGGAGGUAAUCAUUUGCACCUUGCCUCUUUGUGCAGCAAGUUGUGGGAGCUCCUGGAUAGGCUUAGAUUUGCAGUCUGAUGUAACCAGCUCAAAGAUUGGUAGUAGGUUCAAAGAGCCCAUUUUUUUUCCUUAUGGACAUGGUGCUGACUUGUGUCUGUCACGUCAUGUUUGUGUGUGCUUUCUAAUUUGAGAGAUGUGGAGCUUGGGUUUUUUUUAAACACAUUUCAGGCAAUUCACGUGGUAGCAAAUUAGGCUUACUUACCUGUCUUUAACUGCGAGGGCUCCUCCAACACCAUGAAAAAAAACAACAACAACAACAAAAAUCCCCAACACAGUUACAACACUGUCUGCUAGUCCUCUACUGUAAUAGGUAUUUGCUAGGAAUUUUGUUACUUAAUUCUCAGAUUUCUCCUGAAGUCUUCAAGAAAUGUCAGAUAAAUCUGGUGACUUAACGCCUUUGAUUUAUUGAUUUGUUCCACCAGCUUCUCUCUCGAGUCCUCAGUCUAUGACCUCUCCUUAUCUUUGUUAUUUGGAAAGCAUGAGUGUCUCAUUUAGAUACCACUCAAACACCAUCUCUGGUGAAGACUGAUGCAAAUAAAUCAUUUAGAUUCUUGUCAAUGUCCUUAUUGUCUUUAAUUGCUCCCUCUACUUUUUGUUUGGGGUGGCCUACUGGUUCUCUCCAGUUUUCUGCUUUUGGUGUACUGAGCAAACAUGCAUUUUCCGUUUUAACUUCCUACUAUUUGCUCUUCAAAUUCCCUCUUCGCUUGCUCAAACUCCAUCUUAACUAUUACAUACCUUCCUUUCAGCUUUAUAAAGUUUUGAUUUCCAUUCUCUGAAGGCUCUCUAUUUGGUCUGAAUAACUUCAAAAAUCUCCAGUUCAGUCACACCAGCAUUUCCUUGUCUUUCAUUUAUCUAAGGGAAUGCCAUAUUCCAUUGCUAUUUUUAAGCCCUUUCCACUUUCAAUCUGAGGGCUUCAGAGGGGUUGGCUUUUUUUUUUUUUUUUCAUUUUAUUUAGGACCAAUGAUUAUUUAAAAGAAAAAUGGUGUUUUUUUUGCUUUGUUUUGUUCUUAGUCUUUGUAUCUAAUAUCAAGUAUCACCCUACUAGGUUUUAGGGGGUAGUGUUUUGAAGAAGUUUCCUCCUACCUCUUCCUAAAUGCUUUCUCCUAGUCAAGGGGUCAGUUUUAACAUCAUACAGAAUACUCGUGUUCUUCUAACAGGGGAUCUUAUCUUGACACAUUCUGUCCUGUGUCUCCCUUUUCCCCUCCACUCCAAAACUCAAGUCCCUAGAAUCUUUUCAGCCCUGUAAGCCCCUUCCAGCACCAAAAUCUGAACUCUGUAUUUCCCAGCACCUUCUGACAUCCCGCUGUGUUUCAGACAUAAUUACUGUUUCAAAUAAUUGCUGCCUGGCUGGCACCCAAUCCUCCUAUUUCUGUUUUCAUGCUUCUCCCUUUGAUGUAACAGGCUCUGCAGUUAAAGUUUUGGCCAUAACUCUUACCUUUUUCAAUGCCUUAUUAUAACUCCCUGAAAUGUUUCCAUGAUUUCUCUCUGUUGUCACAGCACAUAUCUUCAAAUGUUUGGCUGUAAUUUCCAUCCUAGCAUUUUCUGGCUGAGGGUCAUCUGCCAUUUGCCAUCUACCAUUUUAAAAUGUCUUUGUGUAUUCUGAAUAGUCCUUAGUAUCGAUCAGAUUUUUUUUCCAAGUCCUACUUUCAGUAAUUCCUUCCAGCCUUGCUAGUUUCCUGUGUGAGCAAUCUGGUUCCAUAUCGUUUUUGUGAAUUUUAUUCUAUUUGUAAUCAUCAUCUUGGAUUCAGUGACAUAAAGGAAUUAACAAUGUGCCUGUGGUUCCACCGCUUUUGUUAGACUGAAAAUCAGAUGUGAUCACAUUAUUUCUAAAGUGCUGAAUUUUUACCUGGUAGGCUUCAUGUGGUUUGUAUGCAAAUCAUAAACUGCGUUUUCCGUAUACUGCGACAAGUGGAGGCACUUUGUAGGGUUAUUUGCAGUAGCUAUUGCAGCAGAGUAAGACCUGCAUUAGAAGAAAAAACUUUCUUAAAAAAAAACUUAAAAGAAAAACUUUGUCAGGACUUUAG